ACCUGUAAAUCAAUGAGAAAGACAAUCGAUACAGGUGAUAUCAUGCGGAAUAAACCUCCAUAAAAAUGUCUCUUAUCGGAAUUUUCAACUGAUAACGUAAUUCACUUGUACUCGCUCCCAUGAGUAAUGCUGUCGGAAAGGGCUUAAAGCCAACGCACACCAAUGUGCGCCGCACAUAUAUAGGCCCGGAAAUAUUUUCCAAACCAGCGGCGGCAUUUGUUUAACCCUGAACUAAAUUCAAAUAUUAUCAAGACUCUCGGCGUAGUUUGUUGCCCAAGGGGGUGGGGGUAUGCAAACACAGAGCUGGCAAACAAUGACGGAUCUUUUGCAUUUAUGGUGGAUGGUUCUUUCGCAUUAGCAUUUUUCCCUUUACAUUCCUUUUCCUUUACUUAAGUUCCUUGCAAGUUAAAGAUCCUUGAAGGUAACGGAGCAGAGCAGAUUUAAAUCAAUUCUUCAUUCACGGGCUUGUCGUUAAAAUAGCCAAAGAAAGGGCUUAUUUCUUUUAAUUCCAUAACACGUUGUACUUACUUCCUAAAACGUGCCCGUUAAUAUUUUGUUAAAACCCCCAUGACUGGCUACGAUCUUCUAGAAAGAUAUUUAUUUACCUCCUACAACCUAUAGAAUUUGUUGAAAUUUUGAAAUAGCAGUAUCGAGUAGUUUCCCAGAUCUAGUCUCGAAAGCCAACCAGUUGGGAAGAUCAACGAUCAAAUACUUUCGAAGAAAAACACAAAAAAGAUAUGUCCAGGCUUUCGGGAAGCAGCAGCCUACUGGCUGUAGCUUUGGUUUAUCUAUGCUGCAGCAUAGGCGUGACCGAAGCUCAGGAAAAUGCACAACUGCAGAUUCCGCCAUCACUUGUGGAAUGCUACAACACGAGCUACUUUAUGAACCGCGACAAUCGCUUGCCCUCCAACCUGGAGACGCUGAUUACUCUGAUUGAAAAGGUGGAGAAUUCGUAUGGCUUCGACCAGGACAUUACCCAGUUGUCGAUAGCUCUGUUGCAUCGAUUCCGACAGGAUGGCAUCCAAAGAGCACCGGGUGUGGUAGCCUCCCCCGGUGUCAUACCUUACAGCCCAAUAGGAUUUCAAUUUCCCAAGUUCCGCAUUUUGUUGUCCCGUCUGAUACCUGGAAAUGCUCUACGUUUCCCCAACAACACGUUGACCAGAGAGGAAAGGUGCUCCCUACAUUUUAUGCUCUCCAGCUCUUUCGAUACCCAAGUCAGAGGCGAUGAAAACCAGGUCUGUAAUAAUCUGUCACAAUACCGAGCCCAAAGGCUGCCUCGUGCCUUGGCUGCCCCGCAGCUGAAACGCAACAAUUUCAUUGGCGAUGUGGAAAUUUUGGAUGGCUUGCAGUCGAAGAAACCAGUUCCUGGCGCCAAACAACGCAUGAACCCCAUGAACUACGACUACGAUUGGGAUGACAUGGGCUAUGGGUAUGGCAGCGACUCGAAUACUAUCAGCCAGUGCCCAGUUGAGAAUGGCGUUAUCCGCACCAAGUGGGGUAACGUGGCUGCAGGCAACUUAAUUGCCGGCAUAGCAGCCGGUCUCCAGCCCCAAACAGUUCAACUGAAAUCUCUGCUGGCCUUAUCUCCCCGCCGCGGUGGAUAUGUCCAAAAUAUGCCUCAAGUGGCCACCGUCGGUGUGGACAAUCGCUGGGCGGCCACAGUGGCUGGUGACUUGGCUGAGGUCGCUCUAGUCCAGGUCCCAGUGUCUAGCACUGGCCAGGCAACAGUUGGCGCCAGCGGAGCAUGGAAUAGCACCGUAAUGCCCAAGUGGUAUUUCCUCAGUCAACGCCAGAACAUGGAAAUGACAGACGCUGAAAUACGCGGCGGUCUUGAUGGCCUCAUCAUUGCUCUCAACAUUCAGUCCUGGCGCCAACAGGUGUCCAACUUAAAGCUGUCCCAGUUGCUGAGAAUGUACUAUUCACUGGACGGUGUUCUGAACAGCGGCAUUAUGGCCUGUAAUCGGGCGACCUACUUUACCCAAAACAUCCAGAUGACCACCAUGAAUGUCCAGGCCUCCGCCUUCGCCCAGGUGUUGGAUCGGGAAAUGCAGCUUCACGUGACAUUGUCUCCGGAUGCCAUCGCCACAUUCGCGGCCUCUGCAGCUUCGGCCCUGGGUACCUAUAUACCUCUCAUGGACAAAAGUCUCAGUUCCGUGGCAGUGGCCGAGCCCGCUGACAUAACAAAUCGCACGACCAUUCUGACCGAUAUAUUCGUGUUUCUGGACACAUCGUGGGAAUACAGACACGUCGUGGACUAUGUCAACUACGUUGUCGAACGCCUAAACAUCAAUCCCUAUGGCAGUUCCAUAACGCUGCUGGCAGCCCGAGAUGGCAGUGUGAUGGUCAACAGAACAUUUUACAUAUCGGACUUCUACUCGAACUGGAAUGUUACGACCCACUCCAACUUUCGAAAUGGUUUCAGCUUGCCUCUGAUCCUUAGUAAAGCCAGAGAUUUGACAUCCAGUAUUUUAAGCUCCGAGCAGAUAAAAGAUUCGAUGGGAGGCCGAUCUAUUGUAGCUCUUCUAAUACCAAGUCCAAUCGCCUUCGUGCACGAAUACGACUUCGACUAUUGCCAGCGAUAUGUCGAACGUUUGAAUGCAACAAUGCCCGAAUUGAAAUUCAUAUUCUAUGCGGGCGGGGCUGUGAUUCGUUUCACGGACUACGUGUCCAACCCCAAAGAAGACCUAUUUCCACUUGACUACGAUGUGGGCGUCGAAAAAUGCGCUCAGCCGGUUGUAAACCGGAUACGUGGAGUGCCGAGACAGUUAUCAAAUCCCUGUUGCACCUCACAGUGGACAAAUGGCAACCAGGCCCAGAACCAAUUGGUGCAAUAUCAAGAGCUUGGGAAAAUAACCUUCUAUGCUAUGCCCCCCAAUUAUUUCUAUCACGAUGGAAGCAUGCGCUAUUUGAAGGUGAAACCCCUAAGUUCCGUGGCCUUUAUCGUCUGCACAUCACGAUCGCUUAAGUUGCCCUACAGAAAUCCCUCAGCCGCAAGCGCGAUAGGUCAAGACUGCAAACAAAUCACGACCAACGAUUACAGUUACGAUUUGACAGCCAUGUGCAACCAGAUGGACCAACUGCUGGACUGUCCUCCAUUGUAUAUUUCGGUACAAUCACAGGACUUUGCUACAACCGCUCAGGCGCUGUGUACUGAGAAAAGCUGUCCCACCCCCAUGUCUGCCCAGUAUUCGAUAAUUGUUAACAAUUUGGAUUGCACCAACAGAGGCCGGACAAUGGAAACAAGCCACAGUAUUUUAUUAAUGUUAUCCUUACUAUUCCUUAGUGUCAAUCCAUUUUAAUGUCCUUUGACAAUAACAUUAGAAAAUAAUUCGAAAUAUAUUGUUGUAAAACAAGCUUGAAUGCGUGUCAGUCGGCUUGGAUAUA
Molecule: messenger RNA, 3384 nt
Organism: Musca domestica (house fly)
Lineage: Eukaryota; Metazoa; Arthropoda; Insecta; Diptera; Muscidae
Exons: 6
Coding region: 738-3299 (853 amino acids)
Source: RefSeq, a predicted model, not a curated record